Messenger RNA from Dama dama (fallow deer), 5155 nucleotides. It is a transcript of the gene TMEM64, whose product is annotated as transmembrane protein 64. NCBI's taxonomy places the organism in Eukaryota, Metazoa, Chordata, Mammalia, Artiodactyla, Cervidae. The transcript is spliced from 3 exons. The record is from RefSeq and is a predicted model, not a curated record. The coding region runs from base 235 to 1383 and encodes 382 amino acids.
AGAGGCGGGCUCUGCCUGUGUGGCGUCGGGAGUUUUCUCCCGCUUCACGGCGUCAUCCUUCCGUCAGCGAGCCCUCAGGCUUUUUCCCCUGAGGCCCUCUCCUUCCCCUCGAGAGAACGCGGCGAGUCAGGCCACGCGCGCGGGGCGCCAUGAAGGCCCGCCGCUUGACGAGCGCGGCCGCUGCGGCGGCGGAAGCGCAGGCCGGUUGAGGAGGGCCCGGCGCUGGGCCGAGGCAUGUGGAGCGCCGGCGGCAGCCUGCUCCAGUCGCUGCCCCGGCUUCUGCAGUACACCGCCGCCCUCCCGGGCCACGCCGAGCCGCCGCCGCCGGCCGGCUGGGCCCUGCCGCGGGCGGCAGGUGGGGACGGCCCGGCUGAGCGCCUGCCCCCGCGCGGGGGCGGGGCGAGCGCGGCGGCGGCGGCGGCGGCUGCGGCCCCGGGGGCCCUGCUCAGCGCCUGUCUGGAGCGCCACGCUCCGCUCGACGCCUCAGAUCUGCCGGGGCCGGGCGGGGCGUUAGCGGGCGGCCCGGGGGGCGGCGGCGUGGUGGUCGGCGUGGCCGAGGUGAGAAGCUGGCGCUGCUGCUGCCUCGGCAGCACCUGUUGGUGCCGGAGCCUGGUGCUGGUCUGCGUGCUGGCCGCCGUGUGCUUCGCUUCCCUGGCCCUGGUCCGCCGCUACCUGCAGCACCUCCUGCUCUGGGCCGAGAGCCUCGACUCGCUGCUGGGGGUCCUGCUCUUCGUCGUGGGCUUCAUCGUGGUCUCGUUCCCCUGCGGCUGGGGCUACAUCGUGCUCAACGUGGCGGCCGGCUACCUGUACGGCUUCGUGCUGGGCAUGGGGCUGAUGGUGGUGGGCGUCCUCAUUGGCACCUUCAUCGCCCACGUGGUCUGCAAACGGCUGCUCACCGCCUGGGUGGCCGCCAGGAUCCAGAGCAGCGAGAAGCUCAGCGCCGUCAUCCGCGUCGUGGAGGGGGGCAGCGGCCUCAAAGUGGUGGCGCUGGCCAGGCUCACCCCCAUACCUUUCGGGCUGCAGAACGCAGUGUUCUCGAUUACUGAUCUUUCCUUACCCAACUAUCUGGUGGCAUCUUCAGUUGGACUGCUUCCUACCCAGCUCCUGAAUUCUUACCUGGGUACCACCCUGAGGACCAUGGAAGAUGUCAUUGCAGAGCAGAGCAUUAGUGGAUAUUUUGUUUUUUGUUUACAGAUUAUUAUAAGUAUAGGCCUCAUGUUUUAUGUAGUUCAUCGAGCCCAAGUGGAAUUGAAUGCCGCUAUCGUAGCUUGCGAAAUGGAACUGAAAAGCUCUCUGGUCAAAGGCAGUCAACCGAAUAUCAGCGGCUCUCCUUUCUACAAGAGGACCCUGACAUUUUCUGGAGAUGGAGUCAAUAUUGUAUGAUUCUAAUGAAAUGUGUGAUUGUCAAGAGCCUGUCUGAGAUCUGGCAGUUAGUUCCCUUACUCGUGGGCAGAGAUGCAAGUUUUAAUUGUAUUAUGGCACACACACACACAAACAGACACGCACACACACAAAUGACUAGUUUUUAAAUUGCACAUUUUUUAAAAACAGGAAUCAUUUUCUGGAUAUGUAAGUGUAAAUGUAGAUGCAAUUUCGGCUGCAGUUCUUUAUCAUUUAUUAUGCCCUUAGUGGCCUAUAAGUCUGCACUUUAGGUUUUGGUUUUUUUUUUUUUCUUCGUUAUUUUCUUUAUGAGUACUUAUGAACAGAAAAAUAAUCCAAAUAUUUUUCUGCUUAGUGUCUUUAUUUAUAAAGACUAUGAAUAGCUGUAUGUGUCUUUCCUGCUUAUAAAGAUGAGUAAAAGUAUGCAAUUUUAAUGUAUAUUAUUGGAUGCUCUUUGCUUUUGUAGUGUUCCCAGAAAGGAUAGAUGAUGUCUUGUUUUGUUUUUUUUAAUGUUUUAGUUGGAACCACUUUGCUUUCCUUUUCCUUACUAGUUAGAAAAUAGACAUGAACUUUUGUUUAAAUGUAUUUUUGCAAGGAUCAAAUUGUUACACCUAUACACACAAAUUUAAAUCCUACAUUGUGGGACUGAAGUGCUCUUAAGAUACCUUUUUUAUUUUUGCUGUGUAAUAUGCAAAGCAAAAGGGAAAUUAUUUAAUGCGUAGUGACUCAAAUUAGAACUUGUGUUCUAAUUUCACGUCAUUGGUUUUAGCCUCCUUAGGUCUUCCAUCAAAGGGCUGUCCUAUUACAGUCUUACUGAAAAUUUUAUUAAAAUAAACUUCUUUUCUUUUUGUAUUCAUUAUUAGGCUUUGAAAUAAAGAUGUUAUUCCUUUAAAGUGGUGGGCUUGCAAUCACUGAAGAUGUCACUCUGGUGGCCUUGUUUGAUCAAAAUGCCUAUCUAAAAAAUUAAGCUUUACAAUCAGGUUUAUAAUUCUGUUGAAGUACACAUAUAUUUGUCCCCAUAGUCUUCAGCUUUAAAACUGUAAGUAAUGUUAACUUGAUGCCCAAAUUUGUAUUAUAUAUUUGCCCUACUAUAGAGUAGGCUUAUUUUGUUUGGUUUUUGCUACUUGUUUUCCUCUGAUAAGACUCAGGAAUUCUGAAAUGUGAAAUUAAGUCUCAGUUCUUUUUCCUGUAGAAUGAAUUGAGUGUAUUUAUUAAUAGUACUUAUGUGUACAGAAUAUAAUAAUUUGGUAUACGAUUCAUAUGACAUUCAUUUAUCACCUUAUAUUUUUAAAGUAGCUUAGUUGUGAUCUUAAUAGUUUAUUUUACAGUGGAGAUUAUUGAUAUGAAUGCAGAUUUUCUGGUAGGUAUCUGUUUUUUAGCUAUGAAGGUGCCACUUUAUCAGAGACCUCCCAUUUGCCUUUUCAUUAGGGUAAAUUCUUUGCCCAGAUUUACUAAAGUGCAAAAGAAUUAUUUAGAAGCAGUUAUUUUAAUUUUAUGCUAAGGAUGCAUUUAAUCAUUUUAGUAUAUAAAUUUUUGCCCUGUCGCAGGUAUAAUUAUUUCCCUUUCCUUCAUAAUGUAUAAGUUUUCUCACCUUAGAAUAACAGUGAAGUUUGUUUUUAUGUCUAUACUAGGUUCUUCUUGGUAUAUUCCAGAUGAUUUUGUAGGGACCUGGGUCUAUAGCAGUCAACUGACCUACAAAUCUUUCCUUCUUUUAUUGAUAGAAAAAUACCAUUGAAAUGUUAUUAUUCUUUUUUAAAUCCUAAUUACUUGUUUAGUUUCUUUAAUAAUUAUCCUAAUAAACAAUGAUUUGAUUUAUUCUUGUCUAACUUGAAAAUAUUUAUCUUGUGCUUUCUGUUUGUUUAGCUUUUUUAUAAAGAAAUUAAUAAUUUAAGAUCACUACUUUCAUACACUUGUAUUACACUCCAUGUAUUUUGAAGUGCAUUUACUUACUUUGGCAUUUUGUAACUUGAAUAAUUUUGCCAAAUGAAAAACUUUUGGUAGUUUGUCAUGAGUUCCAACUGUUGCAUUUUGCUUAGUACUUAAAUAUGUAAAGGUAAAAGAGACGUAAUUUUUCUAUAUUCUGCCAACAUGAUUUUAUAUAAUAAAAUCAUCCAUUUUUACUUAAAAUAGUAUGGAUUUACUAUUUUUAAAACAUUAAUCUAAAACUGCAGUUUUCCUUUUGUUCAUCAUUUCCAGCCUCCACAUAAACUGCUAUCCAUUAUAGUCAUGCUAUUUGACAGCUGCAUUUGGUUGCUGGUUUUUUAUUAAUAUAUGUGCUGUCUAUAAAUUUUACAAAACAUGCUGUAUUGUACAAAAAGUGUACAAUGUUCUAUUCAUUCCAUUUUAACUCCACAUGCCAGAUUUCUGGCAGCAACAAAUUGCUAUGGGAUCCUUUUUAUGUUGCCCUAAUAUCACCUCCAGUCAUAGAGUAUAUAUUAAUAUAUAUAUUAUAUGUUGGAUUUCUUAAAUAUAUAUAUUUACAUAUAUAUAUAAAUAAUAUAUAUAUUGGAUUUUUUUAUUUCUCAAAUCAUUUAAGUACAGUUAAAGUUGCUUUAUGCAUAUUUUUAAAAGCAUGCAAUACAGUUAUUUCAAACCUUUUGAAAGAUAUGUGCUGUUUUUAAUUCUUUGGACAAUUUUUUUAGUUUUCCACAUUUUAUGAUUUAUUAUUAAUGAUUUUGUUUACUCUUUGCCAAGUUUUGUCUCAUGAAUUAUUUUUAAACAGCAACACACCCCCUUUUAAAAACAUGUAUGUAAUAAUUUACUAAAUGUUUUCAUGGCCAUUUUCAUUUGAUCAUGUGAUUUGUGAAAUACAUUGAAAUCUGUACUUUGGUUUGUGAAAAUAAUAGAACCAAAUCUCUGUCAUUAGAAUGUAUAUUUUGAGUUUAUGUUCAGAAGUGAGUUUGUGGAUUUGUUCAGAGCCAGCCAUACUCUCCUUGUAUGUACUUUGUAACCAGUUGCAAACCUUUCUAAGAAGACUUUCCCAUGGUAGGAUCAAGCAUAUGACUAUAAAGCAUUUCCUUCCUUGAGAAGCUAUAUAAUUCAGUAUCUACUCUUAUUUACCAUUGCUGUAACUGAGCUGAGUGGUGGAGGCUAUUAGUGUAUACCAGUAUGCAUAUGUUAACGUGCAAUACUGAUUGGAACUAUUCUUAGGAAAGGUGAUAUGGCUUAUAUACAUCUACAUUAGUAGAUCUGUCUUUAGAAUGCUGAAAGUUGCUAAGUAUAUGUUAGGUUGAUACAGGUAAAUUCUGAGGUACAUGGUAAAUCCUUGCUGUUCAAAACCAGUCACCCUGUGCAGAGAAAAUGAGAGGUUUAAUGAGGACCUCAGGAAUAAUGAUACUAAGUUGAUGACUUCAGGGAUGGAAUUUUGUUUCAAACACAAGCCACUUAGUGUACCAGAAUGGUGGUCAGAAUAACGCUAGUUGGUUUUUAAAUUUUACAUUGCUGAUUCUGUUAAUAAUAAACUGCUUAGGAUAUACUUUUUUAAUGGUCAUGUCUUUAACCUGAAAAACUUAAAAGAAGUGGAAUACUUGCUCCACAGGAUAUUUAAAACUAAGGAAUUCCAGUAACCUCUCAUAUGUUGAACAUAAACUGUUAACUGAUUCAGCAACUGAAUUAUAACUUGGUACUUCUGAAUGGCAAAGUGAUCACUGCAAACUAUUUUCUAAGGUAGCUGAAGGUUUAAAAUAGGUAAUUCUAAAGGUAAAUCAGUAAAAUCUCUUGAUAGUUGGUAUCCUAAAUCACAUGUGUGCCUGAGAAAAUAAAAGGUUAUGUUUUA